Messenger RNA from Wallemia ichthyophaga EXF-994, 846 nucleotides. RefSeq names its product Pre-mRNA-splicing factor RBM22. The coding region runs from base 1 to 846 and encodes 281 amino acids. The record is from RefSeq and is a predicted model, not a curated record. The transcript is spliced from 8 exons. NCBI's taxonomy places the organism in Eukaryota, Fungi, Basidiomycota, Wallemiomycetes, Wallemiales, Wallemiaceae. Gene Ontology annotation, molecular function: pre-mRNA binding; U6 snRNA binding. Gene Ontology annotation, cellular component: U2-type catalytic step 2 spliceosome; Prp19 complex; U2-type catalytic step 1 spliceosome.
AUGUCCUCCUAUGGUCCAAAAAGAGACGUUAAUGCAUCUGGUUGGGAAGAAUCAGAAUUUCCAAUCCUUUGCGAUGAUUGUCUAGGCCCAAAUCCCUUCGUUAGAAUGCAAAAGAGAGCUUUCGGUAAAGAAUGCAAAAUCUGCGUUCGUCCUUUCACUUUAUUCAGUUGGUGCCCUGGUGCUGGUACUAGAUACAAGAAGACAGAAAUCUGUAACACAUGCGCAAAGAUGAAGCACUGCUGUCAAACUUGUAUUCUAGAUUUAACUUACAAAAUACCCGUUCACCUCCGUGAUGCUGCACUCGGUAUCCAAUCAAAAGCUCCAACUGAUAAUUUGAAUAGACAAUACUUUGCACAGAAUCAAGAGGAUAAGCUCAAAGGCAACUCUACUAUGGUCGAUGGUGGCUUGGGGAGAGCAGAGAACGCAGGAAAGAAAAUACUUAAAGAUCUUGCAAAGAACGAACCAUACUACAAGCCAACUAAGAAUCAGAAUUCUACCUCAAAUCACAAUCAAUCACUAUCUCAAAUUACAUCACCGGUUACACCCCCAAUUAAGAAUGUUAAAUUGGAUUUAAAAAAGCCUGAUGAUCCUGAAAUUCUAUCACUGUACUGCUCUCAGCUACCCGAAGGCACUACAGAAAAUCAACUGAGAUCUGCAUUUGGAGGCUCAGCUGAUUCUAUAAAGUCAGCAACCGUAGUCCCCACCUCUAAAGUCAGCUUUGUCAAUUUCACUUCGAGGCAAGCAGCAGAAGCCGCAGCCCUAACCAUUUCAAAGAAUGGCCUUACCGUUAGCAACGAACCUGUAAGCGUCAAGUGGGGUAGGAGUAAAAAGAAGCCUGCAGCUUAA